Molecule: messenger RNA, 6104 nt
Organism: Erpetoichthys calabaricus (reedfish)
Lineage: Eukaryota; Metazoa; Chordata; Cladistia; Polypteriformes; Polypteridae
Gene: agpat4
Product: 1-acylglycerol-3-phosphate O-acyltransferase 4 (lysophosphatidic acid acyltransferase, delta)
Exons: 9
Coding region: 196-1368 (390 amino acids)
Cellular component (GO): mitochondrial outer membrane; endomembrane system
Molecular function (GO): 1-acylglycerol-3-phosphate O-acyltransferase activity
Source: RefSeq, a predicted model, not a curated record
GCCCACAGUCGGGCUUGAAAGGGAGGGGGGAAUUGUGAAAUGGGAGUGUUCUCCGUCUCAGCUAAUCGAAUUGAAAAUAGUAAGAGACUAAUCUCUCUUUCUCUCGGGUGUGGUAUUGACUAACCCUCCGUGUACAUGUGGCGGGCACUCAGUAGGAAGAGGUACUUCUGUUGGAUUAGUUGCUGUACAUAAACAAUGGGAGUUCUGGAAUUUUUGAAGUCACAGUUCCUCUGUCAUCUUAUAAUUGGUUACGUCUUUAUAGUAAGCGGUCUGAUUGUGAACCUUAUUCAGCUCUGCACCCUUGUCCUGUGGCCAAUCAACAAGCAGUUCUUCAGGAAGGUCAAUUGCAAACUGGCAUAUUGCAUUUCUAGCCAACUGGUAAUGCUUUUGGAAUGGUGGUCUGGGACACAAUGUACUCUCUACACAGAUCCCAAAAGCUAUGCGCUAUAUGGAAAGGAGAAUGCUAUUGUAAUACUCAAUCAUAAUUUUGAGAUUGACUUUCUUUGUGGCUGGAGUUUCUGUGAAAGAUUUGGGGUUUUAGGGAGUGCAAAGGUACUUGCAAAGAAAGAACUUUCAUAUGUACCGCUCAUUGGCUGGAUGUGGUAUUUUCUAGAGAUAGUGUUCUGCAAGCGCAAGUGGGAAGAGGACCGCAAAACAGUUGUGGAAAGUUUAGUUAAUCUGCGGGACUAUCCUGAAAAGUUUUGGUUUCUGUUGCAUUGUGAAGGGACACGGUUCACAGAGAAAAAGCAUGAAAUCAGCAUGCAGGUAGCUGAAGCGAAGGGACUGCCCAAGCUCAAACACCACCUUCUUCCACGAACAAAAGGCUUUACCAUCACAGUGCAGUGUUUGAGAAAUGUGGUUACAGCUGUAUACGAUUCUACACUUAAUUUCAGAAAUAAUGAAACUCCUACACUGUUGGGCGUGCUAAAUGGAAAAAAAUACCAUGCAGACUUGUAUGUGAGGCGAAUUCCAUUGGAAUCCAUUCCUGAAGAUGAAUCAGCUUGUGGCUCCUGGCUACAUAAGCUUUAUCAGGAGAAAGAUAACUUUCAAGAAGAGUACUAUAAAACUGGGAAAUUCCCAGGCACUUCCAUCACUCCCUCACGUAGGCCAUGGACACUUGUGAACUGGUUCUUCUGGGCGAGUCUUCUUCUCUACCCUUUCUUUAGUUUGCUAGUGAACAUGUUCCUCAGUGGAUCUUCCCUCACUGUCAUUGGUUUUACCCUAUUCCUUGUUGCAGCUUCGGUGGGUGUUCGAUGGAUGAUCGGAGUAACAGAAAUCGACAAGGGCUCUAACUAUGGCAACAACGACGGGAAAAAGGAAAUCCACUUCAACUCCGCUGGGUCACCGGAGACCCAAAAGGACCAAUGAAAGGGCGAGUGGCAGCAACGGUCCUCCGUCCACAAGAAGCUGGAAGAAGGGCUCCAGCAACUCCAGAGUGCAGUUGUGCAACAAACUUCCAAAGGAGAUUGCAUUGCAUUUCUUUGGAUUUUAUUUGCCUCACCCACCCCCCCAACCGCCCCCACCCCAAUCAAAAUGGACAUUUCUUGACCGAAAUAAAUAGUGCAUUGUGCCUGUGUCACCUCAGGAUUUGUCAUCACUCGAGAACAACUGGACAGGUUCGGCUCCAUUUCUUUCCUUAGGAAGGACGCUCUGCUUAAAUCAUUUGAUUGGAGAAAAGUCAACCCAACCAAACAAAGAGGCUUCAGCGUAUUUUCAGGUCACUGUGUUUGUUUACUUGACACAACGAUUAACAUCGUGACGUGCGUAAAAGAUGCGUCAGACUCGAGCUUCAGCUGGCUGAGGAGCACAAGCUGGCUGACCUCAGCCGCAGACGAGCUGUAAGUUUCAAGUCGCUCCAUACGCUCCGAGCACAAACUCCUCACUAAGGGUGUAAGACAUCGCUUGCAACUUGAAGUCGCCUCAGACAAACCCAAUCGAUUCAACAGCCACAGCUUGCAUAGUUUUAUCUUGUUGUAAAGGUUUUUUAUUGUACCUAACUGAUGCCAAGUAGAAGUUUGGUUAAGCCUUACCAUGUUUAUGGGUAAACAGAAAAGGAUUUGGUGAAAAAGUCAUUGCUGUUAGUUACUGUAACGAGUCUUUUGACUUGAUGGUGCAUUUUACCACUAAAAGGUAUUUUGUUUUCUAGGUCUGCUAUUUGUACCACCAGUUUUCCCUUCCAAUUCACUUUGCUUUAUAGAGGAUGAUGGGACAACAAGCCCCUAAGUCUUACUUGCCACGGGCUGUUUAUGAGUUGAGAGGGUGCGGCAGUGAGCUGGCACAAUCGAAUGGAUACCCGUUGUUACUGUUCAAACUGCCUCGUUGCCUUUAGCCAAGAAAAAGCCACCGCAAGGUGGUCCCGGCUGGCGCUGGUACUCGUGCACUUGCAGCUGUUGUAGCGUUUUUCUAGGGAAUUCAACUUAACUGCCGAAUGCUCACACCAACAAGUGUUUUAAUCUCUUUGGCAUUGUUUGUAUUUCGAUAUUUAAAUUAGCAUUUAUACCCCGUUAGGAUUUGAACUAAACUCAGAUGUAUUAAAAACAUUGAUGUGCUUUUUAAGGGAGAUUGAAAAUAAAAGUAUGGUUGGUUACUUUAGAUCGACUUUUCUAGACGGUCUCUGUUUUGAUCAGAUCCACUGGCCGAUAUUAUUCAUUGGUGUCUGAGUCGACACUCGAGUGUCCUUUUGGCCCAGCCGUUACUCCCGCUACCUCACCGCACCAGAGACCCUGACGUGUAAGCGUGUGGCCCCCAGUGUGACUGUGCUCAGGUGUCCCCACAGGUUAGGCCUUAGGGGGGGCUCUAAAGUGGCAGUCGGAGUUGGUGUGUGCUGUUUAUGGGGGGGUGGGAGUGGGCCAUCAAAUCGACUGGCAGCUACUUGAGAUCAUUUGUUAGCUAGCUGUUGGCUAUGCAUUGCCCUCACUUUUUCGUUAAUGGUUUGAUAUCCUCUGUUGUCCCAAAACUUCAUACUGCAUAGGAAAUACGUGUUUAAAAAAAUUAAUGUCAUAUGUGCCACCCUGAACCUUUUCACUGUAGUAAGUUCCUUUAAUACUUUAAAAUGUAAUACACAACAAAAGUAGUUGGUUACAAAUGGAAAAUGUGUUUGUUGCAAGAAGGACUUGAUUAAUGUUUGACCUGAUAUUAUCUACAAUUGUUCAUAUAAAGAAUCCGUAUAAAGUUUUCUGUUCAUAUUAGUUUAUUUAUAUACUAAAACCAUGUCAAUGGAUAAAAUGACUACUUCAGGUAUCUGUGAAACUGUUGCUGUAUUUCUGAUAAUGUUGUUAUUAAUUUGGCAGACAGCAAGUAACAAAUUCAAGGUGCAUAUAAAGAAUGUGAGGGAAGUGCCAAGUUAAGCAAAAAGGACAAAAUGUACUUGAGAUGUUCAACAAGGUUUUUGUUUUAGUUGUUGUUGUCCAGUGUGGUGCCUCCAAAAGGUAAAACACACACACAUACACACACACAGUGUAAAGAGGGCUCGGUGUUUGUUAUGGUAACACUGCCAUUGGCUUACCCAAACCUGACUGCAGAGAUUUGCACUGUAAACAUUUUAUAACAAUUGUGUGUUUUUUAUUUUUUCCAAGGGUAUCUGGUACAAAAGAAAUAAAGAAUAAAGCAGUAAAUAAAGUUCACACAAUCCAACGUGUAUACGUAGUGAGCAUCACACAACAAUGGAUACCUCGAUUACAAAUGACGUUAGGGUACUGACAGGUUUACUCGCCUCUAACGCUGGAAUGUGAAGGAAUGAGAACGUUCUGGGUAGCUGGAUGAUGAGAAGGUGAGGCUCAUCCAAGUGGAAGCAAACGCGAGUACACGUGUAUGAAAUGAAAGGCAAGGCAAGCCUGUGUAAACACCAUUGACAUUCACUCAGGGCGUCCACCACCACCACGUGCUUGGCACACUUCAUGCCUACCCCUGGGUUUUCAUAGCCACAUCUCAUCUUCUAUUUACGAUGUAAGAAAGGAAAGAAAAGGCAGCGUGUCCACUAUUAAGUCGCCAGAACACAAGUGACUGUCCCUUCUAAGCCCGCUUUUUUAAUCUUGAACAUUACAUUCUGAUCCAUCACGUUUCUUUUCAUCUCUUUGGUUGGUUUGACGGUGAAGUCAAAGAAUAUUUAACUAUGCAACAUGGUGAGCCAGUGCAGGGCUGAAUGAGUGAGUGAGUGCCUGGUAUUCCUAUCGACUCACUGCUCUUAUUAAGGCUUUAUAUUGUUAAUAAAUGUGGCUGUAGCUUAGCUCAGUUUGACUCCUUAUGCUGUCUGUCAGCAGGACGUGGACACGAGUUCUGUAUAAUACAGGCCAUCCAAACGUGUCAUUAUACCACUUUAAUAUGAAAAUAAAAUAAGAAUAGAAGUUAUGGGAAAUCAUGCAACUUUAGCUCAAGCAGUAGGAGAAAUGUACACAUUUAAUGAGUAACACAACAAAUAACAGCAAACCAACCUUGAAGAUAACAGACGUCAGAAAUGGCGCGGGGUGCGACCGCUCUGUGGGCUCCACUCCUAAUAAGCUGACUGCAACAUGUUUAUUGCACAUUACACUUGGUGGGGGGGGUUAUAUGUGUACUGUACGUGUACGUGUAAAUAUGCUGAUAACAAAAGAAACCAUGUGACCAGCUACUGGCACAAUUGCAUAACUUUAGACAUUUGAAACUGAAUGAAGUACAAAAUACCUUAAUGAUACAAGAAAAGAGAAAGUUAUUGCACACUUGACCAACAUCAAACAGACAUUCGAGACAAUGCCCCUUCAUUGUUUUCUGGCUUUUAAAAAAAUCAAGAAACUGGAAAUUUGCAGUUUAAAACCUUCCUUAAUACACAUUCCAGCAGUCUGCAUGGCCUUUCACAUAAUAUAAAACAAUUUAAAAGAUGGGGCAGAGGUUGGCCUGUACAAAAAAGUUUAAAAUAUAAAGUUAUUUUGCAUUAAAAAAAAAAAAAAUCAGUUUUGGCAGGACAAACUCACUGAAACUGGCAAACUGUUUACAGACGUCAAUGCAGCGUUAAAAACAGACAUUGCAAUAUAAAACUAUCAAAAUAUUAUAAAUGCCAAGCGUGCUUCUGCCUUCCAGCUUUUCCUGCUUAUCUCUGAGAGGACAGACAACAAAAAUGUGGACCUACCUGCCCUGGGGGGUUUGGGGGUCACUUCUCACUGUGUGCACAGGCGGAUAUAAUGGACAAUAUGGUGUGGAGUAGUGAGCCCAGCAUUGCAGUACCUCUCAUCUUUUAGAGAAUUGCAGCUCACUAGUCUGGUAAAGUGAUGGGACAGGCACUGCCCGAUAUGCCACGUGCUCUUUCAGGUGACUGACGGAUAUUUCUAGAUACAUUAAACACUUGGACAUCAAGAGACGUCCCAUCUGUACAAACUGGAAGAGCACUUCAGGCGUUGUGAACAUUGUGUGGUGCACCUCAACGAUGACGGGACAAACCCCACCAUACUGCAGCAGCUCGAGCCACUCAACGCAUAGCAAAGGCAGAAUUGUGCAGGUGCCACACACAUGGGGAAAUAACAGAGAAGAAAUCAACACUUUCAAACAUUUUUCUUAUCCCAGAGUGUAUUUUUGUUUGCAUUUCCUAAAGUUUUGAAAUAAUAGGCUCACCUUUCAUUAAAAAAAAAACAAAACACCCCAUACUUCUUAUAUGUUUACAAUACAUCACACUCUUUUGUAUGUUAAAAAUAUCAAAAUUCAACUUCCUUUUCUCUAUACAUAUGACACAGAUGCAUACCAAAGAGAGACACUUUAUUUCUAUAAAUCAAAUGCCUCGAUUAUGUGCAGCAUAGUGGACAAGCGUUGGCCGGAGGAGGUCAUGCCCUUAAUGUAUGUGUACAAGAUAAAAGAAGGGGGGCACUCAGGCUGGAAACAACUUGGCUGAACAUUUGAAAUUCUUUCCCACCCGAAUCGGCUGCUUCUGAGGCAGAAGAACUUUAUAUUUGUAGUACAGUAUAUACAAGGGUUACAGCUGACAUUAUGUACAAAGGAAAAUAAAACAUACAAGUUGCUCCUCAGCUGCCAAAACGCACAUUAGAUCGUUCCUUUAAGAUGGGAGUACUUUUUUUUUUUUUCCACUAACCCUGAAAUGCUAAAUACAGAGAUUUUAUUAAAAACAGUCUUUGUAAAUAUUA